GAAGAACCUGUACUAGAGAGGGAGAGCGCGAGCGCUGCUCGUGAGAGGACAGCGGCGCUCAUCAGCGGGAAUGGCGGAGACCGUUCGCUCGCUUUUCGACUACCGGGAGCCGCCGACGCUGGACAGCAACGGAGAGAGCAGCAAACCGCCACAGCCGCGAGGACGUGGCUGUGGAAGGAAAAGGAAAGGGACACCAGUAAAAAUGUGUGACAGAGUUUUUGCUACAGAGGAUGAGGAGGAGAGCAUGUCUGAGAACAGCUAUGGAACAGAGAAAGGUGAUGAUCAUGAGGACAAACACAGAGUGCCUGCUGCUGAUGGACCAUGCUAUGAAACUCAAUCUGCUCCGCUCUGUGUGAGUGAGGAGGGCUCUAGCAGAGGGAGGGGGGUCGUCUCAUACCCCCCAUCACCAAACUGCCGUAUUCGUGAAGUGCACUGUGGAAAUCAAGUGCGACUGACUGUCAUAGCGAUCCGUGACAUCACUAAGGGGGAGGAGAUCACUGUGGAUUACAGUUUGACCGAGUGGGGAGAAAAUUCUUUGGGUUUCCAUGACACUGUAUCUCCUAGUAGCUUUGAUUGCAGCUCAGACCAUGAAAGAAACAUUAAGAAGGAGGAAGAGUCUGGCCCAGUUCCAAUUUCUGCAUCGGAAUACCUCACACCUUCUUGGUCUCUCUCUCCUUCUUCCUCUCCUCUGUCUCACUCUGAGCCCAGUGAUUCAGACCUGGACUCAGAUGAUGCCAAUGGAGAUACACGCAUGCAAAUACCUCACCGCCGCAAGAGGCACAAAGCCCUGUCCUCUCCCGCUGCACAUGCUAAGAGAAAAGCACAACGAACCCCCAGCCAUCCUCCCACUUUUCCACACUCCCUCCUGUCCUCCUCACUGCAGCCCGCCAUCCCCUCCAGUCCUAUGUUUAAGUGCCCGCAAUCUGCAGGAGUUCCUGCUAAAAGUGUCAGUGUGUCAGUGGGUCAUGGGCAGAGCACCAUGGCACAGAAACAGCGCUGUGUUUUCUGUGGCCGUCACUUCCGAUCUCUCCCACGCCAUCUGGAUAAACACCACGCCCACCAGCCGGACGUGUGCUCUGCCAUGGUGCAAGCAUACACCUCUGGUGACCCUCCUUGUAUACAGUCUCCUCUCCCAUCAUCGAGCAAGCAGUCCCAGUGCCUUCAAGUGACUCCUGUUCCAGGUGUGGUGGUGGGAACACCACAGUCACCUCCCUCUUCUUCGUCUCCCAUCAGAAGGAGCCCUGACCUCUCUAGCCCUAUUUGCAAAAGUCCUACCUCAGCCCCGACUACUCCACCCAGAAGACGAGGUGUUCCAGUGUCUGUCUUAAAGAGGAGCCCACCUAUUCCUGCUACUCCUCCCAGAAAAGGAGGACGAAAAACAAAAAAGGAUAAAGAGGAGGUGGACAUUUUUGAGAAGACAAAAGAAGAGGAAUUGCCCACUCCAGUGUUUUUAGAUCAUGUUAAGCAGUCAGAACCUUCAAAAGAAGAAAGAGAGGACAAUGGAGGGAGAGAAGAAGAAAGCGGAGCAGAGGAUAAGACCGACCUAUCAAGUUCGCGUCGUCUCCACAUGCUCCCACUUCUUUCCUCCCUUUCCUCCCUGGUGUUGUAUCUGCGGCGGCUGCAGCACUCUGCCUUUAUUUCUCUCUCCCGCUCACCACAGUCGGCCGAGGCAUGGCGUCUCCUCUGUCACUCUAGUCUGGCCCUUCUCAUCCUCUACAAUCGCCGUCGUGAAUGUGAAGUCUCCAAACUCACCAUCUCCGAGUACCAGGCCCGCGUCAGAUCCCAGUGCCCCAUUCCUGUGCAAUCUGGUGCCCCACCUAUUCUUACCCCACUGGAGGCCUCGCUCUCACCCUUCGAGCGGAUGGUCCUCUCCCAUCUCUCUCGCGUUGGAGUCCAAGGGAAACGUGGCCGCGUACAGCCACUCAUCCUCCCACCACACUCUGAAGCCUGUAUGGAGAUGCUUUUGCAGACUCGUGCUGGUGUGGGAAUUGAUCCACAGAACCCCUAUUUGUUUGCCAGGCCAUAUCAUUCACCAGCCACUCCCCUACGAGGGACAGACUUACUACGCAAUUUGGCUCGGUCCAGUGGUUCUCAGCACCCGCGGGCACUGACACAGACACGUGUUCGCAGGCAGGUGGCAAUACUUACUCAGCUGCUGUUUUUAAGUGAGGGUGAGGAGGAAGGGCAGCACGGGUCUGCCAUUCAGCGAUUGGAAAGCUUCUUGCAGAAGGAGUAUCAUGUGACGCAAAGCUGUGCAACCAUUGGCCAGGACCCUGGGCUGAUGGGUCUGAUUGGUCGGGUGGUACUAUGCGGGGAGAGAGACGGCGUCUUGUUCCGAGGAAUGAGUUUAAACCACAUCUGUCUGGAGUUAGAUGUGUUGUCAGAAAACUCUGCCGACUCGUUGUCAGAGGAGUCCGAUGUUGAGCAGAGUAAAGAGAAACCUGAAGCACCAUCUCCUGCCACCAGCAUUAUGAUGAAGAAAACCAAAAGGAACAGCAAAUCUUCCCAGUCCAAGAAGAUGAUAGGCAGCUCCCUGGUCACAAAGGGACGCAAAAAGUCCUCCGGAAAGCCCAAGCCUGGUAAACGUGGUGUGCUGAAGCGGCCUUGGUCUGAGGCAGAGCGCGCAGCUGUUGAGUCCCACCUGGUGCAAAACAUCAUGGAGCUGCGUGUGCCGGCUAAAGCAGACUGUGAACGCUGCCUGGAGCUCUGCCCCUUGCUGGUCACCAAUCACCGGGACUGGAGGGCUGUGAAAUUCUACUGCCACAACCGUAUACAGCUGCUCAAGAAAACCCAGCAGAGACAGGGUCCACCUGCCCUGUCCGUCUGCUGAGUCUGUGAAUCUGCACGCUGCUGGGAAGGGUCAUCCAAUAACAACAGAUGUGUAAGAGAGUGAAUGUGAGGAGGUGCUGAGGAAAAAUAUUUACAGUCACAGUAAACACCGUACAAAUGCUUUAAUUAAUGUGAUGUUGUGUUUGACUUGUGUCCGGUGUGUAAAAUGUAAAAUGGUACCACUUGGGAAGCAGAUGGAAAGCACACUUGUGUACCUUUCCAACUACAAUGAAAGAACACAAUUUUUCUAUUGUAGAUUACCAGUAAGUUUUUCUUUUGCUGGCUUGAAAGUAGAUGAACUUUUUUGACCAGCUGAAAGUCUGAAUGGCUUUGCUCUCCCUUUGGCCAUGCCUGUAACUCACCAGUGACAGAAAAACAGGCAGACUGAGCGACUUGUGCCUUGAUGGGAGUCAAACCUCAAUUUCACUCACAUUUGUGAAAAGUUUUCAUGAAAUGAAGAACUCAAAUUGAGAAAUGUGAAUGAUUUUUCAAUGCACCCCCCUACCCAUGCACUUCAAAUGAAUUAAUGCAUCCUAUGACAUCAUAAUCCAGUGCACAGAUUCAUAUGGAUGACAUUCAUGACAUUUUUUUGAUGUUUAUGUAUUAUUAAUUGUAAUUGCAUGUACAAAAAUACAAGAA
Molecule: messenger RNA, 3468 nt
Organism: Carassius carassius (crucian carp)
Lineage: Eukaryota; Metazoa; Chordata; Actinopteri; Cypriniformes; Cyprinidae
Exons: 9
Coding region: 71-2830 (919 amino acids)
Molecular function (GO): protein binding
Source: RefSeq, a predicted model, not a curated record